UUAAAAACACACUUUAAUAUCAUCUUGAUACAUUAAAGAAAAUUAAAUUUUUUUGAUGGCUGGCAAGACUCCGAUCACAAAUUCCCACACUGCGAGCUACACACUCGAGACCCAAAUCUCUCAUAUGGAAGCCGAACAACCGAAAACCACCGGGCGCAGGGCUCUCCUCCUGAACUGCAUAGUCCUGUCCAUCGGCCACUGCACCGGCCCACUUGUGGCGCGCCUCUACUUUCUCCACGGGGGCAACCGCGUCUGGCUCUCCAGCUGGCUCCAAACGGGCGGCUGGCCCAUUAUUCUCCUCCCUCUCACCAUUGCAUUCCUCCAGCGCCGCAAAAUCGACCCUACAUCCAAGUUCUUCCUCAUGAAGCUCCGCCUAUUCGUCGCCUCCGCAGUAAUAGGAGUCAUCACAGGCUGUGAUGACUACCUCUACGCUUAUGGAGUGGCGCGUCUUCCCGUUUCCACCUAUUCCCUUAUCAUUGCCUCCCAGCUAGCCUUCACCGCCGGUUUUUCCUUCCUCUUGGUGAAGCAGAAGUUCACUUCGUAUUCAAUAAACGCUGUGUUUCUCCUAACGAUAGGGGCGGGGGUUCUGGCUUUGCAUACAAGCGGAGACCGACCGAAGGGUGAAUCAACUAAAGAGUACGUUAUAGGAUUUUUGAUGAUGCUCGGAGCGGCCAUGCUUUAUGGAUUUAUUCUGCCACUGGUGGAGUUGAUGUACAAGAAGGCAAAGCAAGAGAUCAGUUACACUCUUGUUUUGGAAAUUCAGAUGGUUAUGAGUGUUUUUGCCACUGCCUUUUGCACUAUCGGCAUGAUAAUUAACAAUGAUUUCAAGGUAAUUGGAAGAGAGGCAAGGGAAUUCGGGCUGGGGGAAUCUAAAUACUACACCUUGGUGAUUAUCACUGCAAUGAUCUGGCAGUGUUUCUUCGUGGGAGCAAUCGGAGUCAUCUUCUGUGGCUCGUCUUUGCUGUCUGGGAUCAUUAUUGCAGUUCUAAUUCCAGUGAUUCAGAUCCUAGCCGUGAUUUUUUACCGGGAAAGUUUUAAAGCCGAGAAGGGGGUUUCUCUAGCACUCUCCCUUUGGGGUUUCGUCUCCUACUUCUACGGCCAGAUAAAGCAAAACAAGAAGAAAAAGAAACAAACUCCAAAGACAGAAAUGCCUUCACCCCCUAAUCCAUGACACUUCCUUCUUUUUCCUUUUUACCCUAGUUAUAUAUAUAUAUAUAUAUAUAUAUAUAUAAACGUUGUGUCCGGUU
This is a messenger RNA of Rubroshorea leprosula, 1247 nucleotides long. The record is from the annotation of a GenBank genome assembly. Lineage: Eukaryota; Viridiplantae; Streptophyta; Magnoliopsida; Malvales; Dipterocarpaceae.